AUCUGUUCUUAUAAGCUUAAUCGCUUAUAUGGUUCUCAUUGAGAACCUGCGAUUAACUUUAAUAUUUUAGGGGGUCAAGGCAAUGGGGGCGCUUGCGCUCCCGCCGCGACAGCUUGGCAGGAGGCUUACACUACCUCUCUUGCCGAGCACCCCAGCCCAUGUGUACAAGAGCAGUGUGGCGCACUGGUACUCCAUCUCUAGAGCCCGCCACGAGCUUGGUUGGCAGCCAAUGCCGCACGACUUCUCUGAGGUGGUGGCAUCCUACAGCGCCUUCGCUGCUGCCACCGCUACUGCUACUGCCCCCAUGGCCACAAAGCGCCUUGGCACAGCCACCACAGCUGCUGCUGCCACCAGUGAGGCUGUGGCAGCCGUGGCUGCCAGGGCUGCAAGGUCUGCCACAGACACCCUGGCAGGUGGCAGCGGUGCCUGGCUGCUGCCUCCUAUCCAGCAAAUCGCAAUACCAGCGCUGCUGGUGCUAGUCAUGGCCAUGCUGCUUGCUGCUUUCCUUGCCACUGCAGCACCACCGCUCUCCUCUAAUUCCAGUGCUUGUUUUUAGGCGGUUGCCAGGCUGUGAUGGUGGGAAUGGUAUGUGGCAGCUGGCAUUGCUCCAACUGUGUGUGACUGCGUCAGGGUUGGCAAGCAAGCAAGGGUUCCACGCGUCAAAACACACAGCAGACCCGAAAGCUGACUGGUGUUGCAGACACACCCUGUGAUCGCCGAGGUGAUUCAUGACGCUAUUUAGCGGUGUGUGGCCGAGGGUGACAGUGAUGUGGGCGGGCGCGUGACUGCGGCUGCCUCAGACCAUUACCUAACUUACGGGGGAGGGUGAUGCUUUCUCCACACUUAAUUACAGGGGCUUGAAACUACUGAAUGACAAGGGACAAGAAAGGUGGCCAUUCCUCAAGGGAGAAGUGGGCUGCACUCACGCCACAUUGGUGCAAGUCUGAGGCCAAAGCCUAAAGGCUUU
Molecule: messenger RNA, 967 nt
Organism: Chlamydomonas reinhardtii
Lineage: Eukaryota; Viridiplantae; Chlorophyta; Chlorophyceae; Chlamydomonadales; Chlamydomonadaceae
Exons: 2
Coding region: 230-556 (108 amino acids)
Source: RefSeq, a predicted model, not a curated record